Suncus etruscus (white-toothed pygmy shrew) is the source of this 459-nucleotide messenger RNA. RefSeq names its product myosin light chain 2 (gene MYL2). Gene Ontology annotation, molecular function: calcium ion binding. Gene Ontology annotation, biological process: heart development; cardiac muscle contraction; muscle cell fate specification. Gene Ontology annotation, cellular component: myofibril; cytoplasm. The transcript has 6 exons. Bases 16 to 459 code for a protein of 147 amino acids. The record is from RefSeq and is a predicted model, not a curated record. Lineage: Eukaryota; Metazoa; Chordata; Mammalia; Eulipotyphla; Soricidae.
UCCAACGUGUUCUCCAUGUUUGAACAGGCCCAGAUCCAGGAGUUCAAGGAGGCCUUCACCAUCAUGGACCAGAACAGAGAUGGUUUCAUUGACAAGAACGACUUGAGGGACACCUUUGCUGCUCUCGGACGAGUGAAUGUGAAAAAUGAAGAAAUCGAUGAGAUGAUCAAGGAAGCUCCAGGCCCAAUUAACUUCACUGUGUUCCUGACCAUGUUUGGGGAGAAACUUAAGGGGGCAGACCCCGAGGAGACCAUUCUCAAUGCAUUCAAAGUGUUCGACCCUGAAGGCAAAGGGGUGCUCAAGGCUGACUAUGUGCAGGAGAUGCUGACCACACAGGCUGAGAGGUUCUCCAAGGAGGAGGUAGACCAGAUGUUCGCCGCCUUCCCCCCUGAUGUGACAGGCAGCCUGGACUACAAGAACCUGGUGCAUAUCAUCACGCAUGGAGAAGAGAAGGAUUGA